Messenger RNA from Ornithodoros turicata, 615 nucleotides. RefSeq lists its product as uncharacterized. The coding region runs from base 1 to 615 and encodes 204 amino acids. The record is from RefSeq and is a predicted model, not a curated record. The transcript has 4 exons. NCBI's taxonomy places the organism in Eukaryota, Metazoa, Arthropoda, Arachnida, Ixodida, Argasidae.
AUGCCCGCCACGGACGCCUCUGAAACUUCAGCGAAGCGAGUGCGUCGGCCAAAUUUUACCGAACGCGAAAUUGAAGCGCUCGUGGAAUGCUUCCAAGCUAACAAGGCUGCCAUAGAUGCCACUGGCGAUGGGCCGCAAGGCGCUCUUGCUAAAAGCAAAGUCUGGGCCCGCAUUACAGAUACUCUGUUUGCGGUGUCGGGCAUCAAACACACGCCGGCGGAAAAGAAGAAAUGGACGGAUUACAAGAGCUUAAACAAGAAGAGAGGGGCCAACGUCACGCGGUGCCUUGGCAGGACAGGUGGGGGUGCGGCAGAAGUGCCGCCACUUACGCCUCUUGAAGAAAGAGUGGUGGCCACACUCGACAGGAGCACUGUCGUCGGGAUUAACGGCAGUUACGACAUCGGAGUUACAGGAGAUCCCGUUUCAUCAAGUAGUGCUACACCCAUAGUACCUGAUGCUUGUGAGGGAUUAGGCGCAGGGCUGACAUCCUCCACAUCGAUAAGUGAGACACCUAGCCCAGGUUCGUCACAGGAGGCAGCAAAUGUGCAACAGGAGGUUGCUGACAGCACGCCGGUUGUGCCAACACCACGCAGGGGUAAAUAUGCUUGUGUCUGA